Molecule: messenger RNA, 321 nt
Organism: Trichoderma harzianum CBS 226.95
Lineage: Eukaryota; Fungi; Ascomycota; Sordariomycetes; Hypocreales; Hypocreaceae
Exons: 2
Coding region: 1-321 (106 amino acids)
Source: RefSeq, a predicted model, not a curated record
AUGGCUCCGAGCUGGGUUAUACCGGUUGCUUCCCUUAGUUGCAUCUGUGGUAUUGCAUUUAUAUUUGUUUGGUGGUGGUUUCCACGAAUGUGGAAAAAGGGUACACAUGAGGAGUUCGAGCUUGCUGCCAGAGAACGGGCAGAGCGUGAGCGAUACAUGCGACAAAGGAACCUCGAAGCAGGCAUCACUCCGGAAGAAAAAGAGGCCCCCACGACAUCAGCCCAAGAAAAAGAGACUGCUACUGUAUCAACACAAGAUAAAGAUGCGCCUCCCGCACCAACACAUCAAGCCCAGAUCCCUUCUGCACCAACGCCAGAAUAA